UCUUCUUUGAAUUCACAGAAAAAAAUGUUUUUUUUGUAAGAAAGAAUUGCUGUUCAAGUCUGGUGAGUUGUUUGUGACUUGUUGGUAGGAGCAGCAGUUUGGGCCUCUUCUCCGGCGACGGCGACCAUGAGCGGCGGCAGCGGGGGGUUGGACUCCCGCCUGGAGACCAUCUCUCGCCUCGCCCAGUGGCGCAUCGACACCUUCGGCCCCUGCUCCUACCGCCGCUCCGACGCCUUCAAGAUCGGCAUCUGGAGCUGGUACCUGUCGGUGGAGAAGAGCCGAUCGAUGUACGUGCGGCUGUUCCCGGAGCCCGGCCGGCUGGCCAAGGAGCGCCCGCCGCUCGCCCGCUUCGUUCUCCGCGCCUCCUGGGCCGGACCGCCGCGCCGCUCCUGUGAAUCCCCUGUGCACGAACAUCUCCUCCGAAGCAGCGAAGACUUUUUCUGGCAAAUUGAUGUGAUGUCCCAUGGGCGUUUAACUAUUGAUGUUGAGUUUUUGGACCUGAGGGUAGCCACUAACAAUGCUGCAGAGUCAUCUACCUCGGUUUGGCCUGAAAGCUUGGCGGUGCAGAACAUUGCUAGUAAGAGCACUCUCGGAUGCCUUUCACGCAUGCUCACAGAGUCAAUACAUGCAGAUGUCACCAUAAACACAACCGAUGGUGUCCUCAAGGCCCAUAAGGCCAUCCUUGCAGCAUGUUCUCCUGUCUUUGAAAGCAUGUUCCUUCAUGAUCUCAAGGAAAAGGAAUCAUCCACAAUCAACAUAAAUGACAUGUGCCUUGAGUCUUGCUCAGCGCUGCUUGGCUUCAUCUACGGGACCAUAAAGCAAGACGAAUUCUGGAAGCACCGCCUCUCGCUGCUUGCUGCAGCGAAUAAGUACAACAUUUCUGAUAUCAAGGAGUGUUGUGAGGAGGGCCUCCUGGAGGAUAUAAACUCUAGCAAUGUCCUUGAGAGGCUUCACGUCGCGUGGCUCUACCAGCUGGAGAAGCUGAAGAAAGGGUGCCUUACCUACUUGUUUGUUUUUGGGAAGAUAUACGAUGUCAGGGACGAGAUCAAUAGCUUCUUCCAGCACGCAGAUCGUGAGCUGAUGCUGGAGAUGUUCCGAGAGGUCCUAACUGUAUGGAAGCCCAUAUAUAUGCUGUUUCAGCAUGGAGGCAACAGAGAGGUGCAGCUAGCUCUGAAUCCAUUUUACUCGCAAUGGGCUUGCCUCCAGUCGAUGGUUUGCUUCUCUGCCUUUUUCUCUUCUUCUACUAUUGGAACAAUUAAGAAGAGGGCAGGUGAAGGAAAAAGUCUGAGAUGGAUGGUGAGAAGAUUCAGCCGCUUCAGAAAACCAAAAUUGACAUACAUGUUGAGCGUGUUGAGGAGUAGGAGUAUUUUAGCUAAGCCGCGAAUCGACCUCGCAACUAGUCAGCAUCGAUCCAUGGCGCCCACGCGCCUCCGCCUCCGCCUCGCCGUGGCGGCUAUAGUGGCCGUCGCCCUGCUCGGCUCCUUUGCAAGCGCGGCGAGGGAGGGCGACGCGUGCUCGUCGGAGGGCGACUGCGGCGCGGGGCUGCACUGCACCGGCUGCGGCGGCGGCGGCGACAAGACGUGCACGCGCGCCACGCCCGUCGACCCGCUCACGCACGGCACGGGGCUCCCCUUCAACAACUACUCGUGGCUGACGACGCACAACUCGUACGCCCUCGCCGGCGCCGCCUCCGCCACCGGCUCCCCCCUCGUCGCCCCCACCAACCAGGAGGACACCAUCACCGCCCAGCUCAAGAAUGGUGUUAGGGGCUUGAUGCUUGACACUUACGAUUUCAACAGUGAUGUCUGGCUGUGCCACUCAUUUCAAGGAAAAUGCUACAACUUCACGGCCUUUCAACCUGCCAUCAACGUAUUGAAAGAAAUCCAGACGUUCCUGGAAGCGAACCCUUCAGAAGUAAUCACAAUUUUCUUGGAAGAUUAUACUGCUUCUGGAUCUCUGCCAAAAGUAUUCAAUGCUUCUGGACUCAUGAAGUAUUGGUUCCCAGUGGCAAAAAUGCCGAAGAGCGGUGAGAACUGGCCUCUGCUCAAGGACAUGAUCAGCCAGAACGAGCGCCUGCUAGUCUUCACAUCAAAGAAAUCAAAAGAAGCAAGUGAGGGGAUCGCAUACGAGUGGAACUACGUCGUGGAAAACCAAUAUGGAAAUGAAGGGAUGGUAGAGGGAAAAUGCCCAAAUCGCGCAGAGUCUCCAGCCAUGGAUUCCAAAAGCCAGUCUCUUGUUCUGAUGAACUUCUUCACAACAGACCCAACUCAAACAGGGGUUUGUGCAAAUAAUUCAGCACCACUUGUUAGCAUGCUGAAAACCUGCCAUGAUCUUUCGGGCAAUCGGUGGCCAAACUACAUCGCUGUUGAUUUCUACAUGAGGAGCGAUGGUGGAGGGGCUCCCUUAGCUACUGACAUGGCAAAUGGUCAUAUGGUAUGUGGAUGCGACAACAUCGCAUACUGCAAGGCGAAUUCGACAUUUGGGACAUGUGUGAUACCUCCACCUCCACCGCCAUCUUCACCACGGAAGGCGCCCAGUGGCAAGGGCGCAAGCACAGGCAGCAGCUCCAGUGGCACAAUGGCUCGUCUUGUACCAAAAUCGAGCUUCUUCUUGGGAGUGGCACUUCUGGUUCUGGUUAUACUCUGUUGAGAGCAGAGCAUUCGCUUGAGCUGAGUUUGUGUGCUGACUGCUGUUACAAGGAUAAUACUGUACUGCCAUUCUGAGGCAAAAUUUUCUGCUCUUUUUUCGUCACCUGUUCCAUUGGUUUGUACCUUCCUUUUUUGUUAAUGAGAGUUAAUGAGAGUUGUAGAUGCAAAAUUAGCAGGAGAAAUUGUUGAUGUGUCGAGCUGUAGAUCAUUCCUUUUAUUUGAGGCAAAAUUUACCAACACGUUUAGUACUUCUGUGCUCCUAAAACAAUACUAAACUACAAUCAGAUUGUAAAAAAUGUUGUCAUUAGUAACAAGGCCUUUCACAGGUGCAAAAUUUGCCCACUUUGCAUCGACA
Oryza brachyantha (malo sina) is the source of this 3003-nucleotide messenger RNA. RefSeq lists its product as uncharacterized. Gene Ontology annotation, biological process: lipid metabolic process. Gene Ontology annotation, molecular function: protein binding; phosphoric diester hydrolase activity. The transcript is spliced from 13 exons. The record is from RefSeq and is a predicted model, not a curated record. Bases 127 to 2649 code for a protein of 840 amino acids. Lineage: Eukaryota; Viridiplantae; Streptophyta; Magnoliopsida; Poales; Poaceae.